AUGAAUCGGCAACAAGCCGCAGAGAAAGCUUUGCAUGAUCAGACCAAUCUCUUGCCAAUUGGUCAACUACUGAUGGUUUUUGCUGGCCUGGCAGUGUCGUUACUUAUCACUUUCGUCGACCAGAAUGGCAUCAGUGUUACUCUCCCCACAAUUGCCAAAGAUCUCCAUGCUGAAAACACUAUCUCCUGGGCGGGGACAUCGUCCCUCAUCGCAAACACCAUGUUCACGGUGCUCUAUGGCCGUCUUUCCGAUAUUUUUGGCCGAAAGAUAGUUUACCUUUCUGCGUUGGCCCUGCUCUGUAUUGCCGAUUUGCUCUGUGGCCUGUCACAGGAUGCCCCUAUGUUUUAUGUCUUUCGAGGACUGGCAGGUGUUGCAGGAGGUGGUAUUUCCUCUUUGACCAAUAUCAUUGUAUCUGAUAUCGUGACCCUUGAACAACGAGGCAAGUAUCAAGGAAUCUUGGGUGCCUCGCUUGGACUUGGAAACGUAAUUGGCCCUUUCCUUGCAGCUGCAUUCAUCAUGAAGGCGACCUGGCGGGCAUUUUUCUGGCUCCUCGCUCCGUUAUCAGUAUGCUCGAUGGUGGUGGGAUAUUUCCUCAUGCCGGACAAUACCCGAAAGGCUAGUUUCAGAAAGAAUUUGGGCCGGAUUGAUUACUAUGGGGUUAUUGCGUCGUCUAUCGGGGUCAUCUUCCUGCUCAUUCCCAUUUCUGGCGGCGGCUCUUACUUCCAGUGGGACUCUGCAAUGGUGAUAAGCAUGCUAGUCAUCGGUGGUUGCUCUCUGAUUAUUUUCUUUUUUAUAGAGUGGAAGGUGGCCACGCUUCCUAUGCUUCCAAUGGUUAUAUUUAAGAAUAAAGUGAUAUGUACUUUGUUCCUGCAGAGCUUCCUUCUUGGGGCCGUCUACCAGUCCAACCUCUAUUAUCUGCCUUUGUAUUAUCAGAACGCUAGAGGGUGGUCUCCAAUGCUCUCUGCGGCGCUAACGACGCCCUUGGUAGUUUUCCAGUCACUGGCGUCCAUCUGUUCUGGGCAGUAUAUCUCUCGCCGCAAACGGUAUGGGGAGGUUAUCUGGACAGGUUUCGGUCUUUGGACCCUUGGUGCCGGCUUGAUGCUUCUUUUCAACCAUCAUACCAGUAUUGGAGCAAUAGUCGUGAUCGUCCUCAUACAGGGCAUAGGUGUAGGCUUCACCUUCCAGCCUACACUAGUGGCCUUCCAAGCUCACUGCACCAAGGCUCACCGGGCAGUUAUAAUAUCGAACCGCAACUUCUUCCGCUGCCUGGGCGGUGCUUGCGGGCUGGCUGUGUCGGCCGCGAUACUGCAGGCGGUUCUCAAGUCUAAUCUUCCAGAGAAAUAUCAGAAUCUCGCCCACUCAACAUACUCACUGCCAUCCAGAUCAGGCGUUGCGGACGCAGAUUGGGAGCAAAUCACCACUGCUUAUGCGAAGGCCUCAAGGGGAGUUUUCAUUUUGCAAGUCCCGCUGAUUGGGAUUUGUUUCCUUGCGUGUUUCUUUAUUAAAGAUAGAGGACUAGAAAGACCCAAGGACCCCGGCGAAGAAGAGGCGGAGAAGAAGCAACAGAAUGAUGACGAUAGCCGUGGAAGCCAGGAACAUGCUGCUCGGGAAGACAGUGUGCCCUCGGAUCUUGAGAGUCAGUCCGCCUCUACUAAUAUUGCGAAUCAGACUCGACUCCGUCCCAAGAAUACAACCCUCGGAAGCGCGCCAGAACAGCAUGCACGCGCUUGUGACAACGAGUACCCGGUGUGCUCCAACUGUCAAAAGGCCGGGGCUGCAUGUGACAAGGCCACCGUGCGACAAGAGAGCGGCCAGCAAAAUGCGUACACUCGUGCUCUGGAAGAACGUAUCGAGUAUCUUGAGUCGCAACUUAAGUCGGGACGGACGGGCAAUAAUGCCAGUAGUGGUGUCUCAAGCCCAGUUGCUGCGUUCUUGUCACCUCAGAACCAAAAAUCGAUUCAGCGUAGUUCUCCGACUGGUAUCGAUCACAACGCUAUCGGGGACCUGGUGGGAUUUCUUGCACUGAAUUCCCUAGAGGCUCCUGCGUAUGUGGGGUCGAGCUCAGGGGUCUCUCUGGCAGCCAACUUGGGUGAAAUGGUUCAGACAACAGUCUGGAACCAAGUCCUGGCGCCACCACGAGGCUUAGAGAGCGCUCAAUCCACUGGAAAUGGCCUAAGUACGAGUAAUGCAAAUUUGGGUCUUUCCUAUCAACCAGUUAGUACUAGAAAUGCCGGUGAUCGAUCUCGACCGCCGAGGAUGGAGGAACUACUGGCGAAGGGUGCUGAGCCACCGAAUGACGAAAUGGGAUCGCGAAUCAUGAAUGCUUAUCUGACACGACUCCAUACACGGUAUCCUUUCCUCGACAGGAGAGAGCUAUGGCGAUUACACGAGGCUCGCUGGCAGUUAGCGAAGAAGAAACGUGAGGAACUCUCCAAGGCUGAGAAGUUUGGAAUAUUUCAACUAUACAUAGUAUACGCGAUCGGAGCGACCUUUCUCCAAUUAAGUGAGCGGUACUCAUACAUUCCUCCUGAGCGAUUCUAUAUGACCGGCCUCCAACAAGCUUCAGCUAUGUGCGAAGCACGGUCCAUUGAAAACAUAAAAGCCAUGACGCUUCUAGUUGUGUACCACCUUCGCUCUGCGUCUAGUCAGGGAGUGUGGUACAUGAUAGGACUAGCGAUGCGUACUGCUAUUGACCUGGGGCUUCACAGGAAAGCAAAUGAGGUCAACCUUGAUCCAUUUACAGCCCAGCUUCGGCGAAGGCUGUUCUGGACAGUUUAUUACCUAGAGAGAGUCGUAUCCAUGUCCCUGGGCCGGCCGUUCAGCAUUGCAGACAGGAACAUCGACCUCCCCUUGCCCUUAGACGUGAACGAUGACGUACGGGACUCGGCUAUUCUAACUGCAGUCCCACUGGCGGAUAGGCCAACAACGAUGACAUUUGCCUUAUACUUAAUAAGGAUACGUCAGAUUGACUCCAAAGUUCAACAUAAGAUUUAUCGGGCAGACCGACCACUCCACACCCUCCGCUCAAAGAUGGACCGUUUGUUCCUCGAAUUGGAGGAGUGGAAACAGUCAGCACUGCUGCGAUUUAGUGGAGCAGAUCUUGACUAUCCAAUGUUACAUUACAACCGGGCGCUACGACUUUUGAUUCAGCCUUUUCUGCCGUCGCUCCCUCUCACAGACCCAUACUACCAUAUCUGUCUCCGCGCGGCCGGCGACAUCUGCCAGACACAUAAAAGAUUACACCAGACGCUCGAAUACGGUCACUCUUUCCUAGCAGUGCAGACCGUAUUUAUGGCAGGUAUCACAUUGCUGUACGCCCUAUGGACGCACACUAGCGAGGUAUGGUCUGUACAAAUGAGCAACGACAUCCGCGCCUGCUCCACGGUGCUAUUCGUCAUGGGUGAGCGAGCAGCAUGGGUCAAGAAAUACCGAGACGCAUUCGAGCUCCUUGUCAACGCGGCCAUGGAGAAGCUCGAGGGAAGUGAUGCAGCCAAGAAAGUUGGAAUGGCCGAACUGAUGACAGCCCAACACGGCAGUGCCAAUCCCCAAAACACUGGUAGCACGUCGAAGGAGUAUCCGGCAAUGGGUCCGGGCAUGCCCGAUGUUAACUCAGUGCAAAUGGAUCAGACAGCACAGGAUCAUGGAGUGCGCAUGGCGUUCCAACUUGCUCCCUGGAUUGACCUAGAGGAAGAUUGCCCGUUCUGGAUGCCUGAUUUUGAGACUUUAGAGAGCUUGUCAGGGAAUCUCUGGGGUGGUGAGGAUCCUGUACUAUUUGAUCCUCUAUGA
Aspergillus pseudotamarii is the source of this 3786-nucleotide messenger RNA. Its product is annotated as MFS transporter/fungal specific transcription factor domain-containing protein. Gene Ontology annotation, biological process: positive regulation of transcription by RNA polymerase II; DNA-templated transcription; transmembrane transport. Gene Ontology annotation, molecular function: DNA-binding transcription factor activity, RNA polymerase II-specific; transmembrane transporter activity; zinc ion binding. Bases 1 to 3786 code for a protein of 1261 amino acids. Lineage: Eukaryota; Fungi; Ascomycota; Eurotiomycetes; Eurotiales; Aspergillaceae. The record is from RefSeq and is a predicted model, not a curated record. The transcript is spliced from 7 exons.